Molecule: messenger RNA, 543 nt
Organism: Chlorella variabilis
Lineage: Eukaryota; Viridiplantae; Chlorophyta; Trebouxiophyceae; Chlorellales; Chlorellaceae
Exons: 3
Coding region: 1-543 (180 amino acids)
Cellular component (GO): membrane
Source: RefSeq, a predicted model, not a curated record
AUGCUGCUCACCUGCCCCCUUUACGCCCCGCUGCGCCUCAACUUUCCUGACCUGUUUGCUGAGCCCCAUCCUCCCCACCGCUUCCUCCGCCAGAAACCGUGCCGCCUCGCCGCCUUUGCUGCCGCCUGCUCCACCAGCCUGUUCCAGUGCACGGUAGAUGCCAGCUGGACAGUGGGCGACUCCCACCUGACCGCGGCCUGCUCCAACGAUGUCACGGGACCCACCUUCUGGCCUGGGACUGCCCGCCUGGGCGCUGGCGGCGGGGUGGAGCUACGCAUCAGCAACAACAACAACAACGAGUGGUGGCCGCUGUGCUCUGACAACCUGGGGCCCACAGCAGCGGCGCUGGUGUGCAGCACCGCGGGCUUCCCCGGCACCACGCCCACCAUCGAAGCUCCCAUCCCCCUCACCGAUGGCAGCUCCAACACAAUCUUCCUGAACAGCGACGACAGCUGCGAAGCCCGGCCCAACGUCCAGGCCUGCAGCAUCAACCCCACCACCGCCAGCGCCUGCGUCGGGCAGGCCGUGCUCAGCUGCACCUGA